AAGAGACCGUUCGAACCAGCAAGCAGAAAAGCUAUUGGUUGGCUCUGGAAGCUCGAGGAAUCCUCAUUCAUCCGCUUGGCGUUGCUUCGUGGUUUAUUGUUUCUCUCCGUUUCGAAAUAGAACAGGGAAAAGUCACCGGCGACAUGGCAGGAGGAAAGGCUGGAAAGGACAGUGGUAAAGCUAAGGCAAAGGCUGUUUCUCGCUCCCAGAGGGCUGGACUCCAGUUCCCGGUAGGUCGUAUCCACAGACACCUGAAAACCAGGACCACCAGCCAUGGCAGAGUGGGAGCCACCGCAGCCGUCUACAGCGCCGCCAUCUUGGAGUACCUCACCGCUGAAGUGUUGGAGUUGGCAGGGAACGCCUCCAAGGAUCUGAAGGUGAAGCGUAUCACUCCACGUCACUUACAGCUGGCCAUCCGGGGAGAUGAGGAAUUGGACUCGCUCAUCAAGGCUACCAUCGCUGGAGGAGGUGUGAUCCCUCACAUCCACAAGUCUCUGAUUGGAAAGAAGGGCCAACAGAAGACUGCAUAGAGGAAGUGACCUCCCACAUCACCAGGAAGGAAUGGGCAGCCAUGUUCAUUUUGUUUCUCAUAUUUUUGGGGGGGGAAUUUUGUAACCAUAGUUGUAGUCUCUCGAGGGAGAUGUGUAGUCUUUGAGGUAUGUGUUGAUUUGUACUGUUUUAAAGGGGUGUGUUUUAGGGUAGGGUUUUUUGCAGACAAGAAACUUGUGCAAUAACCACGUUUCCAUCCACAGUUUUUAUGCGAGUAAAGUCAUAGUGUAUAAAAAAAACAAGACAGCAGUGAUGGAAACAGGAAUUUUCGGUACAAUUUUAUAAAUGCCAACAGACAAUUUGUUCGUUAGACAUGGUGGGAUCUUUUUGUGUUGGUAAAAUGUAUGAUGUGAGAAAUGCCAGUGAAAACUCCUUUAUGCACAAAUAUUGAUAAGAAGAAACCAUGCAUUUUAUUAGGCUACAGAUUAAAUUUUAUGAUGAACUUCACAGGGUGGUGGAAGUGUAUGGUGAUGAGCUUGAUGCUUCUGUCCAAUAACCACAGAGUAGGCAUAUUUGCAAGUUAAUGCAACAAUUUUUGUCAUCACACACACAUUUCUAUCUGUAAAAGGUCCGUUUUGGUAGAAAUGCCACUGAUGGAAAAAUGCAUAUUUUAAUUAUCUACAUUUUUGAGUAUUCGCAUAAAUCUGUUGCCAAUUGGAUGGAAACCUAGCUACUGACCAACAAAUGCUGAAGUUCUUGUCAUGUUUUGAAAAACUUUGAGUUGAUUGGAUUUUUGCUACAAACUUGUUUUCUACCUACAAAAGAUAAAGUCUUUUUAAAAAACUA
Molecule: messenger RNA, 1335 nt
Organism: Oncorhynchus gorbuscha (pink salmon)
Lineage: Eukaryota; Metazoa; Chordata; Actinopteri; Salmoniformes; Salmonidae
Product: histone H2A.V
Exons: 5
Coding region: 144-530 (128 amino acids)
Cellular component (GO): nucleosome
Molecular function (GO): DNA binding; protein heterodimerization activity; structural constituent of chromatin
Source: RefSeq, a predicted model, not a curated record